Cyclocybe aegerita is the source of this 573-nucleotide messenger RNA. NCBI's taxonomy places the organism in Eukaryota, Fungi, Basidiomycota, Agaricomycetes, Agaricales, Hemipholiotaceae. The record is from the annotation of a GenBank genome assembly.
AUGAAAGGCAAAUAUCAAGGCAGUCCCAAAAGUCGUGGACAAAACACAAAGGCUGUCCGGGCCAAGGCCCAUGCAGAAGGCCUCACCUUCGCGCGCGCGUACGGAGAAAUGUGUGGUGAUCCAUGGGCUUCUCUUAGGUCAUGGCGGGAGCCACGAAUCAGGCGGUGCAAUCAUGGAAGAAACGACAUCGGAUGGCGGUCGGACGCCACUUUCCGUGUGGACGACGAGGACCUACAAGUUCAGUUGGCGUACGAGGACGUGUACGACUUUCAGGUCGAUUUCUCUGACGUGAAGAAGGAUGAGUGGGAUCUCUGGGAGAAGCGAAAGCGAAAAGGUGCAGAGAAAGUCGAGAUAGAGCUGAUGCACCUUGCACAUCCCGCGAAGAGGAGAGGACCUGCCCAGGAUUUCGAGGUUGUACAGAGGGUGAAAGACGUCAUUGCACUGAGCGAAGACGAGGUCGAGUACUCUGAUUGGGGGAAACUGGACCUUGUGGACGAAGAGUGGGAGGCAAUUUUUGACGAGAGCAAAGUAAAGACGAGCUAUUCGGCUGCUGUACGUGGAAACGGAGGAUGA